Molecule: messenger RNA, 1616 nt
Organism: Oncorhynchus mykiss (rainbow trout)
Lineage: Eukaryota; Metazoa; Chordata; Actinopteri; Salmoniformes; Salmonidae
Source: RefSeq, a predicted model, not a curated record
CUUACUCUGCCCUAUCGCUCUCCUGUUGAGCAGACACCGUGGAGUUGGUGAGAGAGCUGGUUACCAUGCCGUCCAGAGACAGAGUCAAAGCUGUACGAGGCCUUCCUGUAAGUCUGGGGGAGCGCAGAAACAUCAGGUGCCGUGUCUUAGCAGAGAAGUUCUCCAGGAGGAGUCUAGAGAGAACAAGCUGCACUGACUGUUGGGAGCAGAUCUCACUGUCUGUUCGUAGGUGCAGCAGUGUGGUGUUUUUCAGACAGUCUCUCUCUCUGUGGCGCGGUUCUCUGAGGGAGAUCAGUGGAAGGUUUGGUUCUGCUGUCCUCUGCUACUUCCUGUUUCUAAGAUGGCUGCUCCUCUUCAACCUCCUCUCUUCCCUCCUCAACCUCUCCUUCAUCACGUUGCCAUGGGCGCUGCUUGGCACCGACACUCAGGGCGCCGGGGCAACUGCCGGGUUCAGGGGACUGGAGCUCCUCACUGGAGUGGGGUGGUUCAAUGUGUCCAUGCUGUACUAUGGUGUCUACAGGAGUAACAGUGUGCUGAGUGGAGGCCAGUCUAGUUAUAACAUCCAGCUAGCUUACCUCUUUACCAUCACCUCCUACAUGCUGCUCUGUGGAGCCUCAGUCACAUACAGCAUGGCAGGGUGUCUCCAGACUGGUGUUGUGGCGUCAGGUGUAGCGGCUCAGAGACCUGGCUCUCUGUCUGGAAGAGGAGAUGACUACUGGAGACUGUUGUGUAGCUGGGACUUCUCUCUGCUGCACCACGCGGACAUACACACACACAGGACCAACCUGCUAGUACAUCUAAAGGAGUCUCUAAGGGAGAGCAGAGUGGAGAGAGAGCUGUCUGUGUCAGACAAGAUGAGGGCCUGUCUGGUCCGUCUGGCUGUCUGGCUUCUGUCUGUCUGUCUGGCUACUGGGGCCUGUGUGGCUGUCUACUACCUCUGUCAGCACAACCUGCAGUGUGUGGUAACGUCCCCCAGUCCAGAGGAUGUCCUGACGGAGGCCUGGUCUCUGCUGCUGCCUGUAGCAGUGUGUGUCCUCAACACCUUCAUAUCACUACUCUACACACACACACACAGACUGGAGCGCUACGAUAGCCCACGUACACGCGUCUACGUCACGGUGCUCAGGAAUGCGAUGCUGAAGGUGUCUAUCCUAGCCGUGUUGUGUUACUACUGGUUAGCGCUGGUCCCCGGCAACGUCCCGUGCUGGGAGUCGUAUGUUGGUCAGGAUGUGUACCGGCUGGUCAUAGUGGACUUCAUCUUCUGUCUGCUGGGAUCCUUCUGUGGAGAAUACCUCUACAAUGUGAUUGCCACCAGGUGUGUUGUGAAGCCGGCAGAGUUUGACGUGGCCAGGAACGUUCUAGAUCUGAUCAACGCUCAGACCCUGGCCUGGAUAGGGGUGUACUUCUCUCCUCUCCUCCCUGUCGUUCAGCUCAUCAAACUCUUCCUAAUCUUCCACCUAAAGAAGACCAGUAUAAGGAGCUGCCAUCCUCCCAGCUCCUGGAGUAGGGUGGGUCAGAUGCAGACCCUCUUCAUCUCCCUCCUCUUCCUCCCCUGUUACCUGGGGACUCUGGCCCUGCUGGCAUACACACUCUGGAGAAAAUGGGGGUCAUAUUAG